Messenger RNA from Oryza brachyantha (malo sina), 3056 nucleotides. Its product is annotated as type IV inositol polyphosphate 5-phosphatase 7-like. NCBI's taxonomy places the organism in Eukaryota, Viridiplantae, Streptophyta, Magnoliopsida, Poales, Poaceae. Gene Ontology annotation, molecular function: inositol-polyphosphate 5-phosphatase activity; phosphatidylinositol-3,4,5-trisphosphate 5-phosphatase activity; phosphatidylinositol-4,5-bisphosphate 5-phosphatase activity. The transcript is spliced from 14 exons. Gene Ontology annotation, biological process: phosphatidylinositol dephosphorylation. The coding region runs from base 274 to 1971 and encodes 565 amino acids. The record is from RefSeq and is a predicted model, not a curated record.
GAUCAUCAGCUCAUUACACGAUUAGCAGAGGAAUUCUUGUAGAUUCCUCUGUUCUUCUUUCCAUAGCUUGGAAUAUCAGGAGCUGGCUUGGAAUCUUCUAAGCAAGGGGGAAAAGUUCUCUGGGAUAGGGAGAAAUAGAAUCCUGUUCUCCUGCUUUUUUUACCCCUAGAAUAUACUGCUCUGAGAGGAGCAAUAGCGAGGCAUAGUUUGGAAUUUGGAGGUUUGAGGAGGGAGGAAGUAAUCUCUAGAGCUGUAUGAGGAGGCAUUGAGACAAUGAGAGAUGAGAAUUCAAACAAGACCAAGAAGCUGUCCUGGUCCAAGACCUUCGUUAGGAAGUGGUUCAACAUCAAAACAAAAGCUAAGGACUUCCAUUCAGAUUGUGCAUGUGAAGAAGUAGGCGUGCAGUGGAGAACCAGUUUCUCGGAGAGAGAUGUAUGCAAAGCCAAGAAAAGCAGAACAGAGAGGUUGCCUAGGAAGAAUGCGGAUCGAGAUUCUCGGGUAGGAAAUGGAUUUGACCGUGCUUAUAUCACAAAUACACAAGACUACAGGGUCUUUGUUGCUACAUGGAAUGUGGGUGGAAGGUCGCCAUCGAGUCAUUUGAAUUUGGAAGACUGGCUUCAUACUUCUCCGGCUGCUGAUAUAUAUGUCAUUGGAUUACAGGAAAUUGUUCCUUUGAAUGCUGGCAAUGUCCUGUUGACCGAAGACAAUGGUCCAGCAAAGAAAUGGGUUGCACUUGUUAGAAAAACCCUGAACAAUUUAGAUCUCCAAGGCUCUGUUGUGUAUAACUACCACACCCCCUCACCGGUUCCAGAUCCUAUUGUUGAGCUCAAUGUUGAUUUUGAACGAUCAUCAAGAAGACCAAGGAACUCUUCUUUCUUCCAUCGACGCUCAUUCCAGUCCUUCAACCGAAGUUCAAGAAUUGACAUGAUGGAUCCUCACUCAUUAGUGGACCGUCGUUUCAGUGUUUGUGAUCGGAUUAGCUUUGGGAGUAGGCCAAGUGAUGCUGACACCAGUAUGAGAUAUGGUGGGUCAUCUGAUGAUGAGAAUAUUGACGAGGAAUCGCCUAGUGGUAUAUACUUCUCACCAAUGCCAUGCGGUUAUGGUGCUCCACUAUGCUAUGAUGAUAACAAAAGACAGUUCAUAAACAAUAGCAGAUAUUGCCUAGUUGCCAGCAAGCAAAUGGUUGGUGUUUUUCUCAUGGUUUGGGUACGAAAUGAUAUUAGGGACCAUGUGAAGAACUUGAAGGUUUCGUGUGUUGGCAGAGGUUUGAUGGGAUAUCUUGGAAAUAAGGGAUCGAUAUCGAUCAGCAUGUCUCUGCAUCAGACAAGCUUCUGCUUCGUCUGCACUCACUUAACCUCGGGGCAAAAGGAUGGUGAUGAACUUAGAAGAAAUGCUGAUGUCGUGGAAAUUUUGAAGAAGACCAGAUUCCCUCAUGUUCAUGGUGCAGGUGACGAGAGGUCACCAGAGACCAUUCUUGACCAUGAUCGCAUAAUAUGGCUUGGAGAUCUAAAUUACCGAAUAGCUCUUUCAUACCGUUCGGUGAAGGCUCUAGUGGAGAUGCACAAUUGGAAACAGUUAUUGGAGAAGGACCAGCUUCGAAUAGAGCAAAGGUAUGGUCGGGUAUUUUCAGGCUGGAAAGAAGGGAGGAUUUAUUUUCCUCCCACAUACAAAUACUCCUACAACUCUGACAGAUACGCAGGUGACGACAUGCGUCCAAAUGAGAAGCGAAGAACACCGGCAUGGUGUGAUCGGAUUCUAUGGUAUGGGAGAGGAUUGAAUCAACUAUGUUAUGUCCGCGGUGAGUCUAGAUUCUCAGAUCACAGACCUGUAUACAGCAUUUUCACAGCGGAGGUUCAGAUACCAAACCAAACCCAAUUUAGCACCUUUACUCGUUCUACCUCUCUAAUGGGGGUGGAUGAACUAUCAUACCCAACUUAUCCACGCAGUUACACAGAUAUCAAUUUUUAUUGAUUGUGUAUCUCGAUGGAGCCAAGACAUUCUUCAGUCCCAGAAUACACCUGAUGAACUUCAUUUCUCCCAAGAUUCCAGCAAUUGGAAUAUUCUCGGCCAACAGAUACUCAAGGAGAUGCCUUCUAAUUGUAAAAUUAGCAGGGAGAUUUGAUCAGUGAUGCGGAAGUUUUGAAUCUAACGAUCCGCGAGUACCAGUUUACAACAUAAAAAAAAGAGAGGAGAGUUUUAGUUCCGAAAUAAGCUAAUCACUAACAACUGAACCUGAUUUGCAGUGUGCUUUUCGAUACCCCCACCAUCAUACAGAAUUCCUUUUUCCUUAGCCAUUUGUACCUGAAAGGCUUAGUUUCCUCUUUUUCUUUGUUUCAUUUUUUUUUUAAUCUUGGUCUUCUGCUGUAACAAGAGCCCCUUGGCCCUGAUAUUUAAUUGGAAGAAGAAAACGGUGCACUAUCAUUUGUACAGCAUACUGUUGAUGCCAUCAUGGGGGUAUUGCAGUGUGCCAUGGUUCAUGCUUGCCAAGAAAUGAUCACCAGCACGCAAUUUCACUGAGGCUUGUGCACAAAGCAAGGUGCUGAAAAAGGUAGUAUAAUCUGCCUGCCUGCCUCUGCCUGCCCCAUAUAGUAGUAGCUGUUUUCUUUUGCCACAUACUUUUCCUUUACCAUGAGAAGGGGAAGUAAAAGCAGCAGUAGGGAGGAAUCACUGUGGGCAGGUUAGGGGACAUGAAAGCAGUGGGAGACAUCAACCAAAAAGCACAAGGCUCAGAUGCAGACGAUGGUAGUAGUACACUCCUCUCAUCAAGGGGGAGGGUUGCAGCAUGCCAAGAAGGCGAGCAUGGCAUGCAUGGCUUGGUCAUGGAUGGACUAGCAGGCUGCAGGUCAGGCCAGGAGUACUACUACCCAUGUAUCCGAGACCUGCUUUCUCAAAAGAAUGGAAACAAAAAGAGAGGGAGAGACACCCUGGUCCAAAGUCCCAAGUAGCAUCUCAGUAGGGAGCUGAGCUUGGACCACCUGUGUUCUUUUCUCCACUCUUUUGUCCCCACUGCUUUUUUUUAGGGGUACUUAGUUGGUGAAAUAAAAAUUUUACAUUUG